CUCAAUCAGUCUCCACAAAACCCCAGUUUUUAGUCUCCACUACUCCUCCCUCUAUAGCUCAGAAAAACCAAAACCAAAACCACCAUCGUCGCCGGCGACGAUUAAUCGCCGGGAAUGAUUAUUCCGGCCGCGGUGUUAUUCAUUUCUAUACGCAAUGUCCGUAUCUCCGAUCAUCGCAGUCACGUUUUCCACGAAAAGCGAUACUCUUUCGCUUAAUUUUGCCUCCCAAGUUAUUCCUAAUUCCUUCUUUUUGAGACGGUGAAAUUUUUGUUCUUGUUUAGCUGACUGAGACGAGAAGCCAGGCAUUAAUUUCAAAAUCGAGUUAAUGCAAAUUUUGUUUUCAAUUUUUGAAGUGAUAUUUUGUUUCGGUGUAAAUGCAAUAGAGCUGUGCAUUGAGUGACUGAGAUAAUCGCAAAGCCCCCAAAACCCUCUGAGAUUUUGAAUUCCCGGAGUUUCGAUGCCUUUUCCGAUGAAGAUCCAACCGAUCGAUAUCGAUUCCGAGGCGGUGAGAGAGCCGGUCCGGAUCGACUCGGCUGCCAAGCCGGUGUUGAAAUCCCGGCUCCGGCGGCUGUUUGACCGGCAGUUCCCGAGCGUGCUUAGAAUCUCCUCGACGGAAAAACCUACCGUCGCCGGCGGUGAUUUCAACAAGGACGGCGGAGGAGGAGGAGGAGCCAUCGCCGAGUUCGAGCCGAGCUCGGUUUGCCUUGCGAAGAUGGUUCAGAAUUUCCUCGAAGAAACCAACGAGAAGCAGCAGGCGACGAAAUGUGGCCGGAAUCGCUGCAAUUGCUUUAACGGAAACAACAAUGACAGCUCCGACGACGAGCUCGACGUCUUCGGCGGCGAGUCCAUCACCACCGGUGGUUCCUUUGGCGGCGACGCCUCUGAUGUCCUCAAGAGUCUGAUUCCAUGCGCGAGUGUCCACGAGAGAAACCUCUUAGCCGACUCAGCCAAAAUCGUCGAGACGAACAAGAAUAUCAAACAGAAAGACGAGCUCAGAAAGAUCGUCACCGACGGCCUCUCGUCUCUCGGCUACGACUCCUCCAUCUGUAAAUCCAAGUGGGACAAAUCACCGUCUUUUCCUGCCGGUGAAUACGAGUACAUCGAUGUGAUGGUGGAGGGGGACAGGUUGUUGAUUGACAUCGAUUUCCGAUCGGAAUUCGAAGUGGCGCGGCCCACUGGGGCCUACAAGGCAGUCCUUCAAUCGCUGCCGUUCAUUUUCGUCGGCAAAUCGGACCGUCUCGGCCAGAUCGUCUCCAUCGUAACGGAGGCGGCGAAGCAGAGCCUCAAGAAGAAAGGAAUGCCGUUUCCGCCGUGGCGGAAAGCCGAGUACGUCAGAGCCAAGUGGCUCUCUCCUUGCACAACCAGAACCACCGCCUCGCAGCUUCGGAACGACGUCGUUGCUCCGGCGCCGGAGAAUGGGACCGUCGUCGUUUCCGACGACCUGAGCGAGUGCGGAGAACUCGAGUUGAUCUUCGGCGAGGACGCCGUGAAUUUAACCGAUCCGUCGCCGGAAGUUGAGGCGAAAGUGACCGGAAAUUCAGUGGCGGUGGCGUGGCAGCCGCCGGCGGUCAAGCCGAAGAGCGUUGAGAGAGGAGCGAGGAUCGUGACCGGUUUGGCUUCGUUGCUAGCAGCAAAACCGUGAAACAAAUUUUGGACCUUUUUUUUUAAUUUUGAAAAAAUUUUCCCAAACGAAAAAAAAAAAAUGAAGAUAAAUAUAAUAUUAAGAAGAAGAAGAAGAAAAGUAUAAUCGGCGUCGGAAUAGUAGAGUAGUACGGGGACUUGGUACAGGCUUUUUAACUUUUCCUUUUUUCCCACUUUCCCUUCCUUUUUUGUUAGCAAGGGCACAGUUGUAAGAACCAAGUAAAUCUAUGGACCAUAUUAUCUCUCUAUGUAAUAAAAUAAAUGGUACAAAAAAAAAAAGGAGACUUAAUAUUUCUGAGAAA
Rosa chinensis is the source of this 1943-nucleotide messenger RNA. RefSeq lists its product as uncharacterized. Bases 458 to 1642 code for a protein of 394 amino acids. The record is from RefSeq and is a predicted model, not a curated record. NCBI's taxonomy places the organism in Eukaryota, Viridiplantae, Streptophyta, Magnoliopsida, Rosales, Rosaceae. The transcript is spliced from 3 exons.